CAGCUUGGACACUCUGGUCAGUGCCAAUAUUAUUUUGGUUGUGUAGACCGCAGCACUGUAAGCACCUACCUGUGGGUUUCCUGGGAUAUCAAGCUGUAAAGAGGGGAGUUGGAUCAUAUAUUUUCUGAAAAGAUUGGAGUUAAAGGGAUUUUGUCCAAGAAAGACAAGAAGAAACUCUUGGCCAACAUUUGGAGCGGCCUGCAGCAUGUCUGGAUCUAUACCCUUCUACCAGAAGCACCAUCGCCACUACGACCGUGGCUACCGUAGCAUGGAGGCAGAAUCUAAACUGAGGCACUACCAGUCCAGCAGCAGGUACUCUGCUGGGACCAGCCUGUCUGCAACCAGCAGGGGCCUUAAGGUGUAUUCCCACUCGGGACUGGAGGAGAACAAACUAAGCCCCUUACCGAAGCGAUCCAAGCCAUCUUAUUUGGCUGUUGACAAAGACAACCAAAUCAUCGGCUAUGUAGUACCCAUCUUCAGGGGCAGUCGAGAGUUUGCUACAGGUUUAUCAGACACAGAGGAGGCCACAGUGAGGGACACGGCUGCAUACAUGGCCCGCAGGGACUUGUUUACCAGUGGUCUGGAGAUGGAGAGGUCAGAGGUGAUUUCCAGGAAGGAGGCCAUGCGUGAGUCGGCUGAACGCAUCUCUCUGAAUAAAAGGAUCCAUGAGCACGGGGAACACUUCAAGCGGAUGAACGAAGACAGCCUGAUGCACGCCCCGGAGUUUGUGAUUAAACCUCGUUCCCACACUGUGUGGGAGAAGCAGUGUGUGCGGCUGCACUGCACUGUCAGCGGUUGGCCUGACCCCAGGGUCAUCUGGUACAAAAACAAUGUGGCCAUUGACCCACUUUCCAGUCCUGGCAAAUUUAAACUGGAGAGCAGAUACAAUGUGCACUCACUGGAGAUCAACAAAUGUGAUUUUGAUGACACGGCCCAGUAUCGUGUCUCUGCCAUGAACUCCCAAGGAGAGCAGUCUGCGUUUGCCUCUGUCGUUGUCAAACGGUUCAAAGGUGAAAUUGAUGAAAUGCUGCCAGCGCCCAGACUUGGCCCUGUUUCUGAGUACGGCAUCACGUUCCAGAUUCAUAUCGUCGAUACAUUUGGAGUAUCGUUCGGAAGAGAAGGAGAGACCAUGAGUCUGGGCUGCACAGUGAUCAUCUACCCUGCUCUCCACCGCUACCAGCCAGAAAUUCAGUGGUACAGAGAUGAUGUGCUUUUGUCUUCAUCUAAAUGGACCCACAUGCACUGGAGUGGGGACCGAGCCACACUGACACUUACCCACCUUAACAAGGAAGAUGAGGGUCUCUAUACUCUGCGUGUCGCCACCAAGUCUGGUUAUGAAACUUACUCUGCCUAUGUGUUUGUCAAAGAUGCGGAUGCAGAGGUAGAAGGUGCUCCUGGAGCCCCUCUGGAUGUGCACUGUCUGGAUGCUAACAAGGAUUACAUUAUUGUCUCCUGGAAGCAACCAGCUGUUGAGGGAGGAAACUCCAUUCUGGGCUACUUUGUUGACAGAUGUGAGGUUGGAACCACUCAUUGGAUUCAGUGCAAUGAUACUCCGGUCAAGUUUGCACGUUUUCCCGUCACUGGUUUGGUGGAGGGUCGAUCUUAUAUCUUCCGAGUCAGAGCUGUCAACAAGAGUGGGAUCAGCCGCCCGUCUCGGGUCUCCGAGCCAGUGGCUGCCAUGGACCCGGCUGAUCGUGCCCGCAUGAGAGGAACUUCUGCACCCUGGACUGGCCAGAUCAUUGUAACUGAGGAGGAGCCUGCAGAGGGCGUCGUACCUGGAAAACCCCUUGAAUUGCAAGUAACAGAGGCAACCAAAAACUAUGUGGUCCUGAGCUGGAAGCCCCCAGGAGAGAAGGGCCUUGAAGGGGUCAUGUACUAUGUGGAGAAGUGUGUCUCGGGCUCAGAUACCUGGCAGAGGGUAAACACUGAGAUCCCUGUAAAGUCUCCUCGCUUCGCCCUGUUUGAUCUGGCUGAGGGAAAGUCUUACCUGUUCCGUGUCCGUUGCUGCAAUUCUGCUGGUGUCGGCGAACCAUCUGAGCCAACUGAAGCCAUCACAGUGGGCGACAAGCUUGAUAUCCCAUCUGCUCCAGGAAAAGUUGUUCCCACCAGAAACACGGACACAUCUGUAGUGGUGAGCUGGGAAGCGUCCAAGGAUGCCAAAGACUUGGUGGGGUACUACAUUGAGUGCAGCAUCGUUGGGAGUGAUGUGUGGGAGCCAUGCAACAACAAGCCUGUUAGAGGAACAAGGUUCAUCUGCCAUGGAUUGAUGACAGGAGAACAGUACGUGUUCAGGGUGAGGGCUGUUAACGCCGCAGGGCUCAGCCAAUUCUCCCCAGUAUCAGAGCCAGUGGAGGUGAAAGCUGCGAUCGCCUCUCCCGCUCCACCCUAUGGCAUCACCGUUCUGGAGUGUGUUCAGGACUCCAUGGUGCUCGCCUGGAAGCAACCAACCUUCAUUGGAGGCGCUGACAUCACCGGCUAUUUCGUGGACUACCGUGAGGUCGUCGAUGGCGUGCCUGGGAAGUGGCACGAGGCCAACGUAAAGGCUGUGAGCGAGAGGGCCUACAGGGUGUCGGAGCUAAGGGAAAACAAAAAAUACCAGUUUCAGGUGCGAGCUGCCAACAUGGCGGGCGUCGGCAUUCCGUCCAUGCCCAGUAACACCUUCCUGUGUGAGGAGUGGACCAUUGCUGUACCAGGACCUCCUCAUGACCUGCAGGUCCGUGAGGUGCGAAGCGCCUCCCUAGUGUUGCUGUGGAAACCUCCUGUGUACCAAGGCCGUGAUCCUGUAAACGGUUUCUACGUUGACAUCAAAGAAGGAGACGCACCUGAGGAGGCCUGGAGGGGAGUCAACACCAAGGCUGUAGAGAAGACAUACCUGAAGGUUAAGAAUCUUAAAGAAGGAGAGACGUAUGUGUUGCGAGUGCGUGCUCAGAAUAAAGCCGGUGUGGGCAAAACCUCAGAUGUUACAGAGCCAGUCCUGGCCCAGACAAAACCAGGCACUAAGGAAAUAGCCGUUCAAGUUGAUGAUGAUGGUGUCAUCUCCCUUAACUUUGAAUGCUCUGACCUAACACCCGACUCCAAGUUUGUGUGGUCCAAGAAUUACGAGGAAAUCACUGACACUGGUCGCCUGACCGUAGAGACGAAAGGAAACAAGUCCCAAGCAGUGUUCAACACUCCUGGGGAGGAGGACAUCGGGGUGUAUUCAUGUCUGGUUACCCACACUGAUGGUGCCUCAUCCAGCUACACUCUUUCUGAGGAAGAGCUGAAGAGGCUGCUGGAGGUCAGCCACGAACACAAAUUCCCGAUUAUUCCUCUGAAGUCGGAUUUAGCUGUGGAGCUGCAGGAGAAGGGCAGAGUGCGCUUCUGGCUGCAAGCAGAGCACAUGUCGGCGAAUGGCAAAGUGGAUUACGUUUUCAAUGACAACGUUCUCUCCCAGGGAGAGAAAUAUAAAAUGAACUUUGACAAGAACACCGGUUUGAUUGAGAUGCUCAUGGAGUCUCUGACUCCUGCAGAUGAGGGGACUUACACCUUCCAGCUAAAUGAUGGCAAAGCUACAAACCAGUCCAGCUUGGUGCUGAUAGGCGACGUGUUUAAGCAACUGCAAAAGGAAUCAGAGUUCCAGAGAAAAGAAUGGUUCAGAAAGCAAGGUCCUCACUUUAUCGAGGGCUUGAGCUGGGAGGUAACACCAGACUGCUGUGUGAUACUGAAGUGCAAGGUGGGCAAUAUGAAGAAGGAGACCUCGGCUCUGUGGCACAAAGACGGACAUCAGAUCAAGGCAGACGAGCAUCUGGGCUUCACAGAGGGAGUUCUCAAACUAGAAAUAGCCCAGAUAUCCAGAAAGGAUGCUGGUGUGUAUGAGGUUGUUCUGAAGGAUGAGAGAGGAAAGGACACGUCUACACUGAAUUUGACAGAUCAAGGUUUCAAAGACUUGAUGAAUGAAGUUUUCAGCUUUAUUGCUAACACCUCCACUCCGCUGAAGAUCACAAGCACAGACGAAGGAAUCCGACUCUACACAUUUGUCAGCAUAUAUAAUGACUUGCUCCAAGUUACGUGGCACUACAAGGAUUCAGCGAUCGCCUUCUCUGAUCGUAUAAAAAGCGGAGUGGUCGGAGAACAGCUGUGGCUUCAGAUCAAUGAGCCUACAGAGAAAGACAUGGGCAAAUACGCCAUUGAGUUUCACGAUGGAAAAGGCGGCAUCAGGAGAACAGUUGAACUCUCGGGUCAAGCUUUUGAUGAUGCUUUUGCAGAAUUCCAGAGACUCAAAGCUGCAGCAAUUGCAGAGAGAAAUCGAGCUCGAGUAGCAGGAGGCCUGCCUGAUGUGGUGACUAUACAGGAGGGCAAGGCUCUCAAUCUCACCUGCAACAUCUCGGGCAACCCAGUGCCAGAGGUCACCUGGCUGAAGAACGACAGGGAGAUCACCUCCGACGAGCACUGCAUCCUGAAGUUUGAGUCGGGCAAGUUUGCCAGCUUCACCAUCACCGGCGUGAACACGUCAGACUCUGGAAAGUACAGCAUCCUGGUGAAGAACAAGUUCGGCACGGAGAGCGGCGACUUCACCGUAAGUGUGUUCAUCCCAGAGGAAGCUGGCGGCAAGAAAAAGUAAAAGUGGUCCAAGUCUUACAAAACACCUGUAGAUGGGUUACACUGGAGGGAUAGAGAGAGCUUGAGGAUGUGUUUGAUGUUUUUUGUUAAGAGGAAAAGAACCUUGUGAGGUGCUGAAACUGAACUUGAAAACUUCCAGCAGAUCUGUGCAAAAGAAAAAAAAAGAAACAGGAUUUGUGCAUUUGGUCCAACACUAACAAAUCUGAAUCAAUAAGAUCAUUUUUGAUAAUCUAUCACAUCCAAUGGUUACUGGUGAAAUCUCUGCUUGUGUAAAGUUUUGGCAAGCAGAAGAAAUUAUUAGUUUUAAAAGAAUAAAUAAAACUUCAGUUAUCAAAAGAAUCGUAAUCGCUCAACUGUUUGAAAUGCUGCUAUGAUGCUGAAAAUGUUAGUGAUUAUGGAAUGUCUAUUAAAGCAUAAAUGUUUUUUACAUUUGCUACAGAUUUUACGGACUUCGCUGUUCACCAGGUUUACAAAUGUAAUGAAUGGACAGCCUAUUUUAGCUGUUCUUUAAAUUCCUGAAAUCUGAUCAUGAUUCCUUUGGAUUUUACAGAAAAAAAAAUCGAUGCAGGUAAUCCUUUAAAGUGUAACUUAAUAUAGUGCAUUGCUUUUGGUCCAUCCAAAGAACAAAAAUCCGUUUCCUGUUACUUACUUCUAGGAAAAACCCCAAUUAACAGCUCUUUAGUUUAGUACAGAAGAGAACAAUUGUCCUGAAAUUUUUUAUAUAAAAUUAAGACUUAAAUUUUUUAUUUUUUUUUUUCCCCUAAUUUGCUUCUGGGUAAAAUUGGCUAAAAAUCCAAGUGAAAAUUUAGAAGAAAUGGCUUUCUAAGAAAAAGGUCUGAAUUAUAAGGAAUACUUUCUUUUCCCCACCCUGGGCUAAUUACCCUCUGUUGUUCAUUAAUAAUUUUCAAUAAUAUAAAGGAUAGAUUGUUGCUUGUUCUCACAAAAUCUGAGCUUGCAGGUGAAGAAUGAGCAAUACCUUUUGAACAGUGCUCUGAUUGAACACUACUUUGACCUUUUGUUUACUCUGAAAGCUUAGGCAAAACAUUGUGUUUGGAGCUUAAUUCCAUAGGGAUGCCUCCAUUUGAGCAGAGAGAGAGAUAAUUAAUAACUAAGUGAGAUUUGAAUUAAGAAACAUAUGCCUUAAAUAGGAGGUUAGUAGUUCAGGCCACAGUUAGACAUCAGGUUUUAUUUGUCAAUCUGCUCUGGAUGUAAAUAAAAUCAGUAGCAAAUGUAUUAAAACAUGAGUAAUUUUAUUAGAUAGUAUGCUUGAGUUUUACUGCAUAUUCAACCUGACUCUGACAUCACUAUGUCCCACUAUCUUUAGACAAUAUUUAAAGUCUGCACAUUACUUUUGAUGUUUUUCCACUACUGUCAUGACAAACCCUUCACAGCCACUGUUAUACUGAUUGUCACUCUACUUCCUGUAGUCAUGUUUCCCGAUUAAACUAAUAAAUUUCAGCAUGUACACCCCCA
This is a messenger RNA of Cyprinodon variegatus (sheepshead minnow), 6072 nucleotides long. RefSeq names its product M-protein, striated muscle-like (gene myom1b). Bases 206 to 4600 code for a protein of 1464 amino acids. NCBI's taxonomy places the organism in Eukaryota, Metazoa, Chordata, Actinopteri, Cyprinodontiformes, Cyprinodontidae. Gene Ontology annotation, molecular function: protein binding. The record is from RefSeq and is a predicted model, not a curated record. The transcript has 37 exons.